AUGCUGUACACCCACGCCACUAUAAUCACCGUUGAUCGCUCUCGUCGCAUCAUCGAAGACGGUGCCAUUCGCGUCACCGACGAGACCAUUGCCGACAUUGGCAAGACUACUCUGCUGAAAAUGCGGUAUCCUGAGGAUGACGAGCUCGAUUUGACCGACGCUUCUCCGGGCACUGCCGACGAUAUGGAGCUUGUCUCCUGGCUCUGUGAGCGCAUUUGGGUGCUGCAGGGUAACUUCACCGAGGCUGACGGGUAUGCUGCGGCUCGCCUGAGCAUUGGCGAAAUGCUCAAGUCGGGUACCACCUGUUUCCUCGAGAGCAUGUUUGCCGAUCGCUAUGGCUUCGAUGGCCUUGCUCGCGCUGUCCAAGAAUCCGGUAUUCGAGGCUGCCUGGGAAAAAUUGUUAUGGAUAUCGCCAAGUACGCCAAAGACGACGCCUGGGCUAUGCACCCGGGCCUCGUUGAAGAUAGGGAAACAUCUCUGCUAGGAACACUCAAGAUGUGGGAGAAGUGGAACGGUGCUGCUAAUGACCGUAUCCGUGUGUGGUUUGGAGCUCGUACUUCUGGAGGGGUAUCCGACGCGCUGUACAAGGAGAUGACUGCGCUCUCGAGGGAAAAGGGGAUUCCGGUCACGAUGCACUGUGCUGAGGUCAAGGCCGAUCGCGAGUUCUUCGCUUCGGUGGAUCACACACCUAUGUCUUAUUGUGACUCGGUGGGACUGUUGAGUCCGUCGACGGUGCUGGUGCACAUGGUUCAUUUGGAUGAUUCGGACAUCGAGCUACUCUCGACUUCAGGCGCCCAUGUCGCCCAUUGUCCCACGUCCAACGCUAAGCUGGCGUCGGGUAUAUGCAGGGUACCUGAGCUGCAGCAGGCGGGUGUUAAUAUCGGUAUUGGGACUGAUGGCGCCCCGUGCAACAAUACCUGCGAUAUGCUGCAGGAGAUGAAACUUGCUGCGAUCAUUCAUAAGAGCAUCUCAUAUGAGCCGACGGCAGUUCCGGCUGAGUCGGUUUUGGAGAUGGCGACCAUCAAUGGUGCCAAAGCUCUUGGACUGGAUGAUCAUAUCGGUAGUCUUGAAGUCGGCAAGAAAGCUGACUUCGUGGCUAUCGAUGUCCGCGGGAUUCACAGUCAGCCCUGGUUCAACCCGGCCAGUGCAGUGGUCUAUACCGCCACUGGACGCGAUGUUGAGCUCGUAGUGGUGGAUGGCAAGGUGCUGGUGCAAGGUGGCGAGUUACUGACGAUGAACGAGCAGGAAAUUGUUUUGGAGGCAAGGAAGCGAAGCCGGGAAGUUGUGGAGAGAGCCGGUCUCUCCAGUAAGAUACAGGGCCGUUGGCCUGUAGAGCAGACACCAGGAUAG
Messenger RNA from Penicillium maclennaniae, 1350 nucleotides. Its product is annotated as amidohydrolase. Bases 1 to 1350 code for a protein of 449 amino acids. Lineage: Eukaryota; Fungi; Ascomycota; Eurotiomycetes; Eurotiales; Aspergillaceae. The transcript is spliced from 4 exons. Gene Ontology annotation, molecular function: hydrolase activity, acting on carbon-nitrogen (but not peptide) bonds. The record is from RefSeq and is a predicted model, not a curated record.